AUGAAAACAAGACCCUUUCUGAUGUCAGUACAUCUUCUUGCCACGGGACAGUCAUUCCUUCUGCAGCAAACUCUUGAUGAGCUUUUGAAGUGGACAAGUCCAGAGGCUCAUCUAUUUUAUGUUUCUGAACGCACUACUGCAGUUAGGCGUUGUGAUGAACAUCUCAGGAAACGUUCUGGAUAUCCAGCCAUGUCAGUUAUCCUGUUUCUACAUGAGAACCUGGGUGAAGAAAGAAUUUUGGAAGCACAAGAUUUUUUUCAGAACCUGCCGUGGAAAUUUCAUCAUAGUGAAAGCUCUAAUGGAAGCGUACUUCCGUACAUGCAUUUUUGUCAAAAUUUUUAUAGCUUGGAUGAUGAUAUGCCUGUUUGGGCAGUUAGACAGGUCCACUGUGGAGGAGAAAUACUUAGAGUUACACUAUACUGUAGUUAUGACAAUUAUGAAGAUACAGUUAAACUGUAUAAACUCAUCUUACAGAAAGAGGCAACUAUGCAGAAAACUAACUUCUGCAUUUACUUUUACCUGUACUCCAACUCCAACUUUAACAUUCAGCUAUUCAUAAAACAGCUGUCACCUAGAAUUUCAGUGGACAUCAAGGAAUCAGCAGUGUUACAGUUCAGGGUGCAGUACAUUGGCCAGUUGGUACCCUUUUGCCAAAACCUUAUAGCAAUAAGUAACACAAGGUGGCAGACAGAAGACUUUGAUGGCAACAAGAUUCUUUUCAGGUAUUAA
Molecule: messenger RNA, 729 nt
Organism: Protopterus annectens (West African lungfish)
Lineage: Eukaryota; Metazoa; Chordata; Ceratodontiformes; Protopteridae
Gene: FAM124B
Product: family with sequence similarity 124 member B
Cellular component (GO): nucleoplasm
Source: RefSeq, a predicted model, not a curated record